Helianthus annuus (common sunflower) is the source of this 1149-nucleotide messenger RNA. RefSeq lists its product as uncharacterized. The record is from RefSeq and is a predicted model, not a curated record. The coding region runs from base 1 to 1149 and encodes 382 amino acids. The transcript is spliced from 7 exons. Lineage: Eukaryota; Viridiplantae; Streptophyta; Magnoliopsida; Asterales; Asteraceae.
AUGUUUGAGCCCGAUUUCAAGGGCCAAGUUGAUUUGAUUCCGGUUGAGUUACGGGAAGGUUUCAAUCUAGAAAUUGUUGGUAACUUCCGUGUACCCAAACGUGAUGUGUUGAGGGCACCCGUGCCAGAAGGCGAAAAAGCUAUCCUUGCGGACUUGGGGAAGUUUGAAAAGCGCAUCCCCAAGAAGCAUGUGGAGAAGAAGCAGGUGAAGAAAACCACGCGGGGUCAUGGUAAGGAGAAGGCUGAGGGCUCAGUUGUCCCUCCUCUGGUGUCUCAGGCCGCAGUUAGUGGUGCGGCUGCGGGUGGAACCCCUGCGGGUCCGCCCGUUGUUGGUAAGAAGAGAGAACCAGAGCAAAAGGCUGCUGGUGGUGGUGAACCGAAACGUCGGAAGCUGCAGUCAAAAAGGGCUGCUCCGGCGCAAAAGAAACCUGCGAUUGCUGUUGAACCCGAAGAUGCAGGAUAUUCUCUCUUUGAUGCUCCUUUUUCUCCCUCGCAUACCACAGAUGCGGGUGCGGGGGUACCAAAGGAGCCUGCGGCACCUUCUGUCAAGGUGGUUCCUGAUCCCCCCGUACAGGUGGAGGAAACGGUGGAGAAGACUGCUACCCAGAUUUUUGAUACUGUGGAUUCCUCCAACAACCUGAUCAGCCCAACUGAUGGCGAUGGGUUGGACUUGAGGUUUUCGGAUGCUGGGAAGCAGAAGUCGGAUGUUAAGCAGCAGAAAUCUCCAACUGCGGAGAAGGAGUUGACGAAUGCCAAGGAAGCGAACGCUGCUUUGGGCAAAGAGAAAGCUGCAGCUGAGGCGGUUGCGGUUAAAGCGCAGCAGGCGGAGGCCCGGGCUGCAAAGGAAGCGGGGGCUCGUGCUGCAAAGGCUCUUGAGGAGGCCAAAGAGAGGGAGAGUCGCUCUGCUAAGGCUCUUGAAGAGGCGAAUGCCGAGCAGACCCGUUUGAAGCAGGUUGUUAGCAGCCUUCAGGAUGAAGUUCAGACCCGGGAGGUCGCGGUUACCGACCUCACAGCCCACGUUAGUGUUGCGGAAGAGCGGGCUAAUGUUGCCGUUGAAGCCAGAGAUGCUCUGACUUCUUCGCUCCAACAACUGGAGGCUGAUCGUGAGUGGAUGCGGAGUCAAGGCAUUGCACAUGUAAGUAUUUUGUGA